AACGGAGGCUAGGGACCGUUAGCUCAUCGUAGCGUAAUGCCAGGCGAGCCUACACCUACUGCAGCUGCUGGGAGUGGACACCGCUCCUUCUGUUGCCUUAACCGUGAGCCCGGUAGUGCGACAAGGGCUCGGCGGGUAGUCAGGCAGCCGCGUGAGCUACAAAGCUAAACUCACCCUCCGCUGCGCUGUGUGUCUUUUCCUCCUGUUGCUGCCUGGAGUAACCUGCCAGUAUGGGGAUGUGCUUAUCGUGUUUCGGCGGGGACGACGUCGUUGUCACUCCGGAUCCGGAUGCGAGGAGACGACAGUUGGCCGAGGCCGCAGAGAAGAGACAAAAAGAGAAAAACCUCUUUCAAACCCGUAAGAGCCAUGUCAAAGUUGUAACGAGACAGCAUACCGUGGUGUUAAAAACCCAGAAGCGGUCGAGAGGAAAAGGAAAAAGCAGGAAGAAAGUGAGAACCAGGCGAUGACAACGACUGCGUCUGGUGGCGGCGGCUUGAGGUGGCAGGUAGGAUGAACACCCUGAUGGUAGAAUCUGAAGUCUUGACUCGGAAGUCCGAAACACCAUGGAGCAUCGCUGCAAGAUGACUUGACAGAUGUCCGAGCUGCUGUCCAUUGGUCAACUCUUUGGUUCUAUUAUUUGCCUAUUUGAUGGUGUUACGAGACAAACAGCUGCCGCGGCUUGAUGCAAGAUGAUCUGACGUGAGGAGAUAACAUCAGGACAGCCCCCUUGAUGCCAAGUUACACAAACCAGUGUGGACCCUCGGACAAAUCGAGGAUGAUACACAGUAAUAGCAAAAGCAGGCUAUUUUAUAUUAGACCACACAAAAACAACAUAACUCUAAACUCAAGUUGUGUAUCUGGGAACACUUUGAAACAAGCUUGUCUUCAACACUCUUAUAACAUGAGCUUCAUCGCUGCACCUUUCCUUUCAUUUCCACAGUCGAGGAUCAGUAUUCACCGUUGAUCUGUUCAUGGCCAAAUUACUUUUUCUGUCCCGUUAUACAAAGGACUCAUUUCACAAGAUGGACACAGUUUAUGUUUACAUAGCAAUUUAACUGUGCUUAUUGUAGUUUUGUUGUACAAUAAUGAGCAUUCAUAUACCACUUAUUUCACCCUGUUCAUGCUCUAUGAGUCGGUAAGACAAAGGCUAGUGCAAACAGGGCUGUAACUUGUUGCUAUUGACUGAACCUGUUAUUCUCUUUGCUCGGAGUGUUUCUGUGACUCAUCUCACAUUGAAGACUGGUGCAGAAGGUAAUGUGAGUUAUGUCUUCGAGAUUUUACGAAGACUAUAUGGUCAACAACCAGGCAUAUACUCUGCAGCAUCAUAUAGUUGAUUCAUUCGUGAUGAAGGAAUUAAGCACUGAAAAAUAGGGAAUGAUUUAUUGAACUUGUGCACACAACCUUUUGCGCUUUGCACUGGCCUUUGUUACCCCCUUUUAAUAGAGCCUAAUUUCAACAGAACUUUUUUGGGUUUUCGCUGCACAAUUCCAGUUGAAUUAUUCAAAGCAAAACUCUGACGUGUCGCCUGCUUGAUUUGAAUGAGAUAUCAAUUGCGUUUAUAUAUUGCAAUGUGACAAACGGAAGCUUUUGUUAGACACCUAUUUGCACACAGUUUGUCAAUAUUUGGUACACAGCAAAUAAGCCAGCUUUCUUUCUAUGUGGAGAGAGAAACUAGUAACAGAAUUAUGAAGAAACUGAAGGAAAGUGAAUUGUGUAUGUUGUGUUUUUUUCUUUUUUCUUUUUAAACUAUGACUUGCUUUGACUGAGUGCAUUUCUUACAGCCUUCACUUGAUCCUAAAUGCUUCCGGUGCUCUCUCCUUUUUGUAGAACAGGAAAGCCAAUGGUAUUUGCUACAAUAAAUCACAUUUCUGCUA
Molecule: messenger RNA, 1874 nt
Organism: Pleuronectes platessa (European plaice)
Lineage: Eukaryota; Metazoa; Chordata; Actinopteri; Pleuronectiformes; Pleuronectidae
Gene: svip
Product: small VCP interacting protein
Exons: 5
Coding region: 231-467 (78 amino acids)
Biological process (GO): positive regulation of autophagy; negative regulation of retrograde protein transport, ER to cytosol; negative regulation of VCP-NPL4-UFD1 AAA ATPase complex assembly
Cellular component (GO): endoplasmic reticulum membrane
Source: RefSeq, a predicted model, not a curated record